This is a messenger RNA of Lizanozyma spartinae, 375 nucleotides long. RefSeq lists its product as uncharacterized. The transcript has a single exon. The coding region runs from base 1 to 375 and encodes 124 amino acids. NCBI's taxonomy places the organism in Eukaryota, Fungi, Ascomycota, Pichiomycetes, Serinales, Debaryomycetaceae. The record is from RefSeq and is a predicted model, not a curated record.
AUGAGUGACACUGAAGAAUUUCUAGAGAUGGAAGCUCUAGAUAAUCCGCUUCGGGUAAUCAUCGUGGUCCAAGCCGAAGAUGUUCCCGACGGAGAUAUGGAAGAACGGAUGUUGGAUCAAAUCCAGCUGUUUGAAGAUAUGAACCAGUUCUUUGACACUUUUGAUGAGCAAAUCGCUGUUCCUAACGAAUCCCAUAUCAAAUACGAAGUUGGUCUGGACGGUUUAGUGGUUAUUGUUGUUGAUACAUUAGAGCUUAGAGACAAGGCUUUGAAAUUCAUGGAUGAUUACAAUUCCGAGAUAACACAACCGGAGAGAGAAAAGGAAAACGAAGGGGAAAAGGAAAGCUCCAAGAAAAGGAAAAAGAACACUGAUUAA